Messenger RNA from Paramecium primaurelia, 1226 nucleotides. The record is from the annotation of a GenBank genome assembly. Lineage: Eukaryota; Ciliophora; Oligohymenophorea; Peniculida; Parameciidae.
AUGACAGAUGACUUAAAAGAGACUUUUGAUGGGUAUUUAAAUUUUGAUUUUUCUAAUUUUCAUAAUAUGAUGGCUGAGGUCUUUGUUAAUGAGAAUGAUGAAUUGGGAGAGGAAAUUAAUGAAGAUUGCAUAAAAUAAAAGAUUAAAGGAAUACCUGGUCCAUAUAUUAGAACACCUCAGAUAGAAUUUGAGAGUACGAGAUGUUAAUGACAAAAUUAGAUUAGGGUGAUAAGGCUGAACAUAUUUAUUACGAUCAGGAUUCAGAAAAUAUAUCAAAUUAUUCGAAAUUUAAUUUGUUGGCAAAUUUAGAUUUUGAAAUAGAAGAAGAAGAAGAAAUAUAGAUGAGGAAAAGUUCAAAAUGCACAAAGAAAAUGUCAUUAUUUUCUCCAUCAAUACAUUUUGAUGAUGAUUAAAAAAUAACAAUGAUAAAUGUAUAAAAUAUAGACAUUUUAAAAGAAGAUUAUGAUUUAGAUGAUUUUUAUAAAUUCUUAACUACUUUAGAUUUCUUAAAUGUAUAAAAUAAUUAAAGAAAUGAAGAAUAAGAUUAAUAAUAAUAAUCAAUAUAAGUAUUAAUGUAAAUUAGAUAAUAAUUUGAGAAUUUAAUUGAAAUAUAUAUAAAAAGGACACUUAAGUAUUAAUCUAUAAGUUUUAAUUCAAAAUUAAAUCAAUAUCAAUCAAUUUUGGAAUAGUUUAUAUUAUAAAUAAAUUAUAUAAUAGAUUCAAGAGAUAGAAUAAAUAAUUCAAAUUCAAUGAUUACAGUAGAAUUUUUUAAAGGACUUUAAUUGAUGGAAUUAUUUAAAGAAUUACUAAUGUAAAAAUUCUUUGUUGAAUAAUAAAAAAAAAUGGCUUAAGCAAAAAAAGUAUUAAAAUCACAUUGGAUUACAAAGUACUUUUUGUUGAAAUCAAAAGGAUGUUAUGUAACAAUGUUUAAGAGAGAUAAAGAAUAGAGAUAAUCUAUAACAAUGAUUCCUUAAUAAAUUGAUUGGGGCAAAUUAGAAUUACAAGAAACAACCUAUCUUUGUAGGAAUAAAGUACCAAAUAGACCAAUCUUUAUAGGAUUAAAUGAAUAUUUUAAAUAAGCAUCUGAAAAUAAAUUAACUGAAGCUUGUUUACGAGAUUAGAAAGUAUGUAUGUUUUAAGGAGUAAAAAAGAGAAGUUAACAAAUUCAUCAAAAAUAUCAUGAAUUUAAAUCAGAAGAUGAUUAUUUUUACUAACAAAAGUUAUGA